CUGAAACUGUAUUUAACAGUCAGUGUUUGAAACACACAGUAUUCAGCCAUAAUGGAGCUCAGCACAGUUCUCUCACUUGUUCUGGUCCUGUUGGGCUACCUAUGGUGGAAGAUGUCUCGGCCAAAGUCCUUCCCUCCAGGUCCCCUGGCUCUGCCCCUCUUUGGAAACAUCUUGCAGAUGGAUUUUUCUAAUCCCCUUAAAGAUAUGAAGGAGGUGAGUGUUGUUAACUGUUAAUGUUAUCUGAACGUAGAUGGUGUAUGAGUGCAAAUCUGAGUAUAAGUUAAAUAUUGCAAUAUGUUCUAUGUGAGUUAGGUAACAACCUACCCUUCUCUUUAAUGCAUCAGAGGUGAAGCAUUGAAAAUGUAAGAAAUUUACCUUUAAGAAAUUUACAUCACACUGUGCUCUGGUCUCUGUGCUGCCACUCCAUAUCCCUGGCUGAGAUAAUCAAUAUUGAUAACCUUAGCCAAUCCAAUGCUUUCACAUAGGGAAGCAUUGGGAGGCUAGUGCACAUGCGCAGGAAAUGCUAGAAUGUGGCAAUCAAAGGCUCUUUAUGAGAGUCAUUUGAUCUAUGCCUGGGUUUAAAUGAGGCAUAUUAACCCUGCAAUGAAAAUGUUGUCGCUACUGCAAAACUGCAGUGAUUUGAGUUAAAAAUACAGUGGCACUGUACCUAGAUCUCUGUGCCUAUAGUGCCCCUAUACAAACUUGAAAGGCUCAGCAAAUCCUGUGGUGCUACACUAGCACUCAGCAGGAGCAGGCCCGGACUGGCCAUCGGGCAUACCGGGCAAAUGCCCGGUGGGCAUGAUGGCCAUGGGCCGAAGCAGACAGGGGAGAUCACAGGAUCUCUCCUGUUGGCCCAUGCAGAGCCGGCAAUAUCGACCUAUUUACACAAUACCACACCACAAUCAGCUUACUCUACACACACACAAUCCCACAAGCAGGCUCCAAAUACAUGCACCAUACGCUUUCCUGGCCCUUGUGUCCUCUGGUAUCCCACUUAUGGAGACACCAGACACAAGUUAAAAGCAAACACAGCACAAGCAUGUUAUUACAUUUCUCGUGCUAGAGCUCUUCAGCGGGGCUCUGCGCAUUGAACCAACAUGCUCACUUUGAGAGGAGGGCGUGCUUGUCAUUAGUGAUGACAAAACACACCCUCUCUGGUCCUGCCCUCAUCUUAGGGGGGCGCUGUGAUUGAAAAAUGCCCAGGCUGAAUUUUUUUCCCAAUCCGGUCAUGAGCAGGAGAGAAACAGGUAAGAUGUCAAUCUGCAAAAUCAACUUGUCAUCUUACCAUGGGAUGGCACAGCACCAGGUUAUUCCUUCCACCAUAACCACAUCAGAGUGCUGUGCUGGUUAUGGAUUUUUGGAAUGCCCCUUUAAUUUGGUUCUUUAAUUUUUUUAAAGGUUCACUUUUUUACUAGUUCUUUAAAUUCUUUUAAGGCUCACUUUAUUCACUAUCUGUUAAAUUAAACUGUAUAGGCAAUAUAACAACAACUUAUUAGACAUUAAAGUGGUUAUGUUGCUCUCGCUUUCUUACCUAAAGGGAUUAAACUGUUCGUGAUUGGUUUCACCCCAAAGGUUGCUCUCCGGUACCAUAUCUCCCUGCCCCCCAGCGGCAUCUGGUUUGUCCAAUGCAGUUUGAAUGCUGCCAGGCAGUGGUGCCGCUGUUUGACUUAAGCCAAUUUGUAUUUUUCCAUUCAUAAAUAAAGUACAUGGGUUUGCGCUGCAGUAGCAGAUUUUCUCAUAGAAAAACAUUUUGGACCUGCAGCGACGCUAAGCUCUGCCAAUCUAUUUGGUGUUCAGAAAUAUUAUACGGUGCACGAUGACGACAAAUGUAAAAACAUUCAAAAAUGUAAGUUCCUAAGGAGGAAGUGUCCCUAAUGGCUGUGUGUAUAUGCCUGAUAUCCACUAGAGUGGUGUUCUUGAGCAAAUGUAAACAUUGCUGUUUGUCAGAAAAGGCAGUGAUUUAAAUUGUCCAAGUAAAGGAAAGGAUAUGUGUACCAAAACCAUGACAUUAAGAUGUAGUAGUUUUGAUGCUACCACAUGUCCCCUUAAUCUCCUUUACUGUAGUUUAUAUUUAUAUCUUUAUGGACCACAAGUUCUUUUGAUUCCUAACCAUUACAUAUGAGUUUACAUACUGUUUGUAAAAUUGAAUCUCGUAAUGUGUGAAAUGCUACAUAUUUCCUCUCUAAAUCCGAUUUCUAUCUUUCAACCAGUUUUCUAAGGUGUACGGUCCUGUGUACAGUAUUUAUCUGGGUUCAACGCCAGCUGUAGUUGUUAGAGGUCUUAAAGCCAUUAAAGAUGUCCUGGUUGUGAGAGGUCAUGAGUUUGCAGAUAGACCUCAGAACAGAAUAACACGUGUAGUGUCUGGGGAAAAAGGUACGGUUUUGGGGAAAAUUGCUUUUUUUUUUCUUACCUCUCUUUCCAGUGUGAGACUUUGAGGCUUUGUGUGUUAAAUUAUAUUUAUAUUUUAGUGUAUUAGAGCUUUUGCACAUUAAGCAAUUAACUUAUCCAAGAUAAAAUGGUGAAGGUUAAAGGGACACUCCAGGCACCCAGACCACUUCUGCCCAAUUGGAGUGGUCUGGGUGCCAAUUCCCACUACCCUUAACCCUGCAACUGUAAUUAUUGCAGUUUUCAUAAACUGCAAUAAUUACCUUGCAGGGUUAACUCCUUCUCUAGGGCACUUCCGUGUCUAUAGCACAGGUUUUCUGUGCUAGAGCGUCGCUGGACGUCCUCACGCUGUGUGAGGACCUCCAGUGUCGCUCAAUUCCCCAUAGGAAUAUGGAGAGCUCUACAGGGAGUGCAGAAUUAUUAGGCAAGUUGUAUUUUUGAGGAUUAAUUUUAUUAUUGAACAACAACCAUGUUCUCAAUGAACCCAAAAAACUCAUUAAUAUCAAAGCUGAAUAUUUUUGGAAGUAGUUUUUAGUUUGUUUUUAGUUUUAGCUAUGUUAGGGGGAUAUCUGUGUGUGCAGGUGACUAUUACUGUGCAUAAUUAUUAGGCAACUUAACAAAAAACAAAUAUAUACCCAUUUCAAUUAUUUAUUAUUACCAGUGAAACCAAUAUAACAUCUCAACAUUCACAAAUAUACAUUUCUGACAUUCAAAAACAAAACAAAAACAAAUCAGUGACCAAUAUAGCCACCUUUCUUUGCAAGGACACUCAAAAGCCUGCCAUCCAUGGAUUCUGUCAGUGUUUUGAUCUGUUCACCAUCAACAUUGCGUGCAGCAGCAACCACAGCCUCCCAGACACUGUUCAGAGAGGUGUACUGUUUUCCCUCCUUGUAAAUCUCACAUUUGAUGAUGGACCACAGGUUCUCAAUGGGGUUCAGAUCAGGUGAACAAGGAGGCCAUGUCAUUAGAUUUUCUUCUUUUAUACCCUUUCUUGCCAGCCACGCUGUGGAGUACUUGGACGCGUGUGAUGGAGCAUUGUCCUGCAUGAAAAUCAUGUUUUUCUUGAAGGAUGCAGACUUCUUCCUGUAGCACUGCUUGAAGAAGGUGUCUUCCAGGAACUGGCAGUAGGACUGGGAGUUGAGCUUGACUCCAUCCUCAACCCGAAAAGGCCCCACAAGCUCAUCUUUGAUGAUACCAGCCCAAACCAGUACUCCACCUCCACCUUGCUGGCGUCUGAGUCGGACUGGAGCUCUCUGCCCUUUACCAAUCCAGCCACGGGCCCAUCCAUCUGGCCCAUCAAGACUCACUCUCAUUUCAUCAGUCCAUAAAACCUUAGAAAAAUCAGUCUUGAGAUAUUUCUUGGCCCAGUCUUGGCGUUUCAGCUUGUGUGUCUUGUUCAGUGGUGGUCGUCUUUCAGCCUUUCUUACCUUGGCCAUGUCUCUGAGUAUUGCACACCUUGUGCUUUUGGGCACUCCAGUGAUGUUGCAGCUCUGAAAUAUGGCCAAACUGGUGGCAAGUGGCAUCGUGGCAGCUGCACGCUUGACUUUUCUCAGUUCAUGGGCAGUUAUUUUGCGCCUUGGUUUUUCCACACGCUUCUUGCGACCCUGUUGACUAUUUUGAAUGAAACGCUUGAUUGUUCGAUGAUCACGCUUCAGAAGCUUUGCAAUUUUAAGAGUGCUGCAUCCCUCUGCAAGAUAUCUCACUAUUUUUGACUUUUCUGAGCCUGUCAAGUCCUUCUUUUGACCCAUUUUGCCAAAGGAAAGGAAGUUGCCUAAUAAUUAUGCACACCUGAUAUAGGGUGUUGAUGUCAUUAGACCACACCCCUUCUCAUUACAGAGAUGCACAUCACCUUAUAUGCUUAAUUGGUAGUAGGCUUUCGAGCCUAUACAGCUUGGAGUAAGACAACAUGCAUAAAGAGGAUGAUGUGGUCAAAAUACUAAUUUGCCUAAUAAUUCUGCACUCCCUGUAAUGCGCAUGUGCUGCAUUGCCGUGCAUGUGCAUUAGGUCUCUUCAGCCGGCGGGUGGGAUCAAACUCCCCCGCCGGCUGACGUAAUGAAUGGGAGGAGCGGCGGCGACCCGAAACCACCGGCGAGGGACAAUGGCGGGGGUCUCAGGUAAGUUACUGAAGGGGUUUUCACCCCUUCAGCAACAUGGGAUGGGUGGUGGGAGGGAGAGGGGGCCUGCAGUGCCAGGAAAUAUUGUUUUCCUGGCACUGGAGAGUCCCUUUAAAGUCACUCUAAACAGCACUGAUAUAAAUGGCAAAUGGCAGUAUUGUAUAUACAACAGGCUGGGGUGUGGGGUUAUUGAUAUAGUGAUUUUUUUUUAUCUAUUUACAUUUUUCUGCAGUUAUAAUGAAUUACAGACAGGGAUGCCUAGCACAUUAACGUAUAUAAGAAACAUCAAUUUUGUGGUCUUAGAAAAGCCCUUUUAAAAAGAAAAUAUAUUUCAAUAUGUUGUAAAUGCAUACAGCUUGGUGAGAUCUACUGAUCAAGCCACCUCAGGCUUGUUUGGUUCAAAAACAUUUUAAAGAACACUAUAGUGUCAGGGAUACAAACAUGUAUUGUUGACACAAUAGCUGUAAAAACCUAGUUAAGGUGUCCAGCCACCUUUGCUCUCUUUGAAAUGUUUUUUUACUGACCUUUUUUUCCACGGUCUCGUCGUGGCUGGCAGCACUCUGCCUACUCUAAAUUUGAUGAUCUCAGUCAAUCCAAUGCUUUCCCAAGCUAUUGAACAUGCGUGGCAAAACACUGCACUGCACCGAUCAGCAUCUCCUAGUACAAAUGCUGCUGUACACAGUCAGCACCUCUGGUGGCCGUCUGAGUGGCUGCUACUAGAAAUGUUAUUAGGCAGUAAUGUAAGCCCUGCUUUUACUCUGGAAAGGCAGUGUUUACAUUAAAAAGCAUGUAGUGACAUACUAUACACACCAGAAGAACUACAUUAAAGGGACCCUAUAAGCAUCAAAACCACUUCAGUUUAUUGAAGUGGUCUGGGUACAGUGUCCGUAUUGCACUUAGUCCUGCAAUGUAAAACAUAGCAGUUUUAGAGCAACUGCAAUGUUUACAUUGCAGCACUAAGACUGAAACUAUUGGCUGUCUACCUAGAGAGCUUCAGGGAAUUUACCAGACUUUGGGGUGCCUAACUGGCGCUGGACGUCCUCACGCUCUGUGUGAGGACAUCCAGCGUCAGUGAUAUUCCCAAAGGAAAGCAUUGAGUUAAUGCUUUCCUAGGGGGGAGGCCUAAUGCACCCGCCGCACAUUCACAUUAGGUCCACCCAUCUGCUGACUUUGGAGGAGGUGGAGAAAACCCAGCAUCAAGGGACAUCAGCGCUGGAAUUGGAUAGUAAAUAAAGGUGUGUUUUUUUAACCCUUUAUGUAUGGGGGGGGAGAGCAAGGGAGGACCAGAGGGCACUAUAGUGUUAGGCAUACAUAUCUGUAUUCCUAGUAUUAUAGAAUUCCAUUAAGCUGUAGUUGUUCUUGUGACUAUAGUGUCCCUUUAAAAAUAGACAGUACUUUAUGCUCCUUAUAAUUUUUGCUUUUAAUGUUGCUAUAAUUGGGAUACAGCUGAUUGGUAGAGGAAAUAUCACAGUUGCAAAGCCUCGGGAUUAGUUGGGAUUGAUCUAUGCACUGCUUAAUCUUCUUGGUUUGAUUCGGUUUUCUUUCUCCAGGUAUGGUUGUGGCUCCUUACGGCCGGGCAUGGAAAGAACACAGACGCUUCACCAUGUCCACACUACGGGAUUUUGGUCUUGGUAAAAAUUCCAUGGAGGAGAGGAUUACUGAGGAGUGUGUGUAUUUAAUCCAGGACUUCAAAAAGAACAAAGGUAAGCAUCAAUUUUUCAACGCUUUGGAAUGCUUUUGUCCAGAGUCUCUCAUUUCCGAGAAGAUAGAAAUAUCUUCAACUCUUUCGCUUUCCCACAUACUAGAGCAGAGUUGGUUAAAAGAAGAAUCCUCAGAUGUUGUAGAAGUGCAACCCUCAUGCUGAUUUUCCAGCCUUUUGAGAGAUUUGGUCCCCAUCAGAAACUGAAUAUCACAGAGGCUUCAUUUCAGUUUCUGUCUACGUAUGUCUAUGCUUUUUAACUGCCCUUUUACAUCAAAAAUAAAUUAAUCAACACCGUGCAAGAAAACUGAAAAUACCUAUUCAAGUACCACAAAUUUUUAUUAGAGAGCGAUAUUUGGUAAUACUAUCCAACCACAAUAUACAUUUACGCAGUUGAAAUGUCUUGCACUGUACGCCCUAAUAUAGUUUACACAGUGUUCUCUAAGUAAAAAAUAAAAAGCUUUGCUGGAUGCUUGUAUCCUUACUAUUUAGAUUGCUUAUAACAUUUUAUCUCUACUAGUUAUUACGUAAACCUUGGUGCUAAAUAUAGUAAACCAAGUACAUUUUAGUCUUUACUCAAAGUGCUCUUGCAAGGAUUAAAAAAACACUAGUCUGCACAACUCAAACUCUUUUGCACCCAUAACCUUUUUAACUGUAUUCCAGGCUUGGGGAUCCAUUCCAUUAUGCUAUUGUGUGAUACCCAUAAUUCAUGUUUUUCAGAUGACUUGUAUGACCCACAAAGUGUAAUUAAUAAUGCUGUAUCCAACAUCAUUUGUUCCAUUGUGUUUGGAAGACGUUAUGAGUAUGAUGACACCACAUUCUCACAAAUUCUUACUCUUGUCAAUGAGCACAUGAAGAUGACAGCAGGUUUUUGGGCCCAGGUAUGUAGCAUUUUAGCUGUUCUGGAGUGUCAAGAGUCUGGGAUUUAGCAGCAACAGUUAAAGAAUCAGAGCUUAAAAUAGAGCAAUUCAAAAACAGCAAUUCAAGCUCAAUGAGUAAAUUAAAUUGCAUAUUCUAUAAUUUAAAUGGCCAUGCUGUUUUGCUCCCACAAUGUAAAAUAUUGCUGUUUCGGAGAUAUGGCAAUGUUUUAAUUGCAGGCCUAACAGGUGCUUUAUUUUCCAGAACUGAGUCUUACUCAGUUCUUCACCUCCAACAUACUUACCCAUUGCAUGAUGACACAGAAUGUCCUCAUAGAAAAGCACUGGAUUCAAAGCUUCUGUUUGAGAAGCAUUUGAUUGGUACAUCAUGGCAAGCGUGGUCAUCAAGCAUGAUGACCUCAACAGAGGUAGUUCAGGCUGCAGAAAAGAAGCUGUCUUGGUGCUGAAUUGCAGGUAACAUAAUUCAUUUUUUGAGAUUUGAUAAAUUCUUUAUUUUUUUCUUUCAAAAAGACAUAGGCAUAAUAUCAUAUUUAUGCACAUUGCAUAUAACCUGAAGUAGGGAUACAGAAAAUAAAAAAGGGUGAGGGGCAAAUAAUAGUUAGUGUGCACAAUAUAUCAUAUUCACAUAGCAUCGUUAGUUAGCAAGAUGGUGUAUGUAGUUUAGUAGCAGGAGUACACAUGAGUAACCUACAUAACAAUCAUUCCCAGUGUGUCGUAUAAGGGUGGUGUCUCGUUAUCUGUGCCUGGCCAUCAUUGGCUGCCACUAAAGAGGGGAAUUGCGAAGGGAAGUGGUGGGGUUCUUCUUAUCUAUAUGUCUCUCCUUCUUCUCCCCCCUUUCUGUUGGCCUGUAUUCUGAUCUUGUGUUCAAAGCCGUCUGGCUCUGAUUUUGUUUGUUUUAUUACUGGUGUUGGAGAUAUGUCAACCAUGGUAGACAGUUUUUGUUAAAGACCUUUUGUUGGUCAAUUGAAGCAACCAAUAUUUUUUCGUAUAAAUAAUAUUGGUUGAUCUUAUUUUUCUUUUUUCUUUUUAAAUAAUCUUUAUUAAGUCUUUUCCUUUUAGAUACAUAUCACAAAACGUAUAAAAAUAAUAUUACAUAAAUACAAGCGGACAUAACAGAAAAAUAAAAAAAAUUAAAUAUACAUUUACAACAACAGUUCAUGGCAAACAUUGUAAAUCCAGAAGCCUUACAAGUCGACUAUAGAAAAUAUACAUAUACCAGCUAGGACUGGUGUUGCAAGAAUCUGAACUAUGGUCAGUCAAAGAAAAUCAAUUAAGCAUCAUUAUGUUAAAAUUAAACUAUCACCCGGGAAGUUCUAUCAUCCAGCAUUUGAAUCCAUUUAAUAUAUUGGUCUUAUCUAUUUAGAGAAUGUAUGGAAGGAACCAGUAGAUCUUUUUUCCAUGCGAAACUGAAAUAAAAGUUGAGAUAUUAGCUGUCUCCUCUUAAAAGGAAGAUGCGACUUCCAUUGUCUUGCUAUUAAUAUCUUGGUAGCAAAGAAACAAUGUGUAACCAGGCACUUAGAUGGGAUAGAAGAUAUAUUCCAUUUUAAAUGUAACAGCGCUGUGUCAGGACCUUUAUUAAUUGUAAUACUGAAUAUAGAUUUAAGAAUUCCAAAAGACCACUCCCAUAAACAUUUUUUUUGGUGGCAGUGCCACCAUAUAUGGAUAAGGGAUGCGUCCAGGCAACCACAUUGCCAGCAAUGAGGAUUUUGGCCCGGGUACAUCCUACUAAUCCUACAUGGGGUCAAAUACCAUUUAUACAUAAGCUCAUAUUGACAUUCUAUUAAAUUCAAACAGUGAAUAUAUUUACGGGUAUUCUUAAAAGUAGAACGCCAUUCACUGGCAGUAAUGUUGAUAUCUAACUCGAUUUUCCAUUUAUGAAUUAUAUUUGAAGGUUGUUGAUCAAAAAUAAUUAACAUGUUAGUAGCCUUAUAGAGAAUUUUUUUAACCUUAGUAUGGCUAAAAAUGCAUUGAAUGAGAAUAUCAAUUUUUGGGGGGACUUUCAUUAAAGCCAUAUUCAAAAAAAUUUAGAUUCUCAGUUCCUUAUUAGGGAGAUUCAAUUUAGAUUUAAUAUUAGCAAAAGGUAAAAUUUGGUCAUCUUGGAGGAUAUCUUUAAUAGUCCAUUGAAAUUUGGACCAGUUUUUUAAAGAAAUGUCUUUUAUAUUAUCCUCGAGACGGGCCAAGUGACAAGUUUUGGCUAUUUUAUUUGAGAUUUUUUUAUUUAUUUUUCAAUAUUUCCCAUGCUCUAAUAGUUUGUAAUAGAACUAGUGAUUUACUAUUUAACUCAUCUGUCAUACUUUUUGCUAUUAAGCCAUAAAUAUACUUCUAAUCUGUCCUUUCCAACAGAUUCAGAUUCAAUUAUAUACCAUGUAUCACUUUUAGACGAUUCGACCUGGAGUCUAUAUUUAUGCCCAAUAAUGUUGGCAUAGUAACAGUUUCUUAUAUUUGAGUAAUUUAAACCCCCUUGAUGGUAUUUCAUGGAAAGAACUUUAGAGCUUAUUCUUGUUUUGUUUUUUUGAUUUCCAGAUAAAGGUUUGGAAACUAGAUUGUAUCAUAGUUAGCCAACUGUCUGGCAUUUGAAGAGGUAUCAUCCUAACUAGAUAUAACCACUUAGGAAUGAUAUAUGCAUUGAUAAUGUUGAUUCUACCAGACCAGGAGGGCUCUAUCAGGCACCAUUCUUUUAGUUUGAUAUUUGUAUAUUUCCAGAGGUUCAAAAUAUUUGUUUCCAUAAUAUUAUCUACCUGAGUUGAAAUUAUGACCCCCAAAUAAUUAAAGACAUCCUUAGACCAUACAAAAUCAUACUUAUCUCCUAAAUUACAGAGGGUGAAAUUGUCAACCUUAGUAGUUACAACAAUUGAUUUAGUUACAUUGAGUUUAUAAUUGGAUACUUUAGAAUAACUUUUUAUCUCAGAUAAAACUUGGGAUAUAGAAAUUGCUGGAGAAGUAAGUGUUUAUAAUAUGUCGUCAGCAUAAAGUGAUAUUUUUGCUUCUGGCUUAUUAGUAGGAAAUCCCUUAAUAUAAUGGUUUGAUCUGAUAUUAAUUGCUAAUGGUUCAAGAGUUAAAAUAUAAAGGAAAGGGGAUGAAGGGCAUCCCUGCCGUGUACCAUUUUUAAAAUUAAUUCAGUUUAAUAAGAUAUUAACGCCAACAGUCCUCGCUGUCGGUUCGGAAUACAGAGCCAUAAUGGCAUCGUGAAUCCAGCCCACAAAUCCAAAAGAAGUCAGUACAGCAUCUAGGAAACCCCAGCUGACCCUGUCAAAUGCUUUUUCGGCAUCUAAAGACAGGGUCAGUAAUGGGAUCUUCCGUCGCCGUGUACUGAUCCGGAUGGAUAACGCUCUCUACAGAUGGUUUAAAUCUAUGUACUAAAAUAGCUGCAUAUAUUUUCAUAUCUGUAUUUAUCAAUGAUAUUGGUCUAUAGUUUUUAACAUCUGUUGCAUCUUUAUUUGUUUUUAGAAUUGGCAGAAUAUUAGCUUGUAGCAACUCCUUUGGCGGUUUAGCUUUUUUAGCCAUUUAAUUGAAAAGGUGGUGUUAUUUCCUUUUUCAUAAUUUUAUUAAAAAAAAUACUAAAUCCCUCCGGACCAGGGAUCUUAGAUAGUUCAAGUCUGUCAAUUUCUCUUUCCACCUCAAUCGGGGUAAACUCACGAUUAAGUUGAUCUAAAUCUAACUUAGUGAUUUUUGGAGUAUCUGUAUCUUCCAAAUACUUGUUUAUUACUUGAUAGUCUAAAGGAGUGUCAAUAUUAUAUCAUUUACUAUAGAAAUCAUUGAAUAAUAAUCCAAUUUUUUCCGGGGAAGAAUAAGUAAUUUGAUUCUCGACCAGUUUAUUAAUUCUAUUGGCUGAGUACUGUUUUUUUAAUCUUAACUUUUUAUUUGCUCGAUUACCUUGAUAGUAAGUACUAAGUCUCAGUUUGUUAAUUGUUUUUUUGAUCGUUUCUUCUGUUUUUAUAUUAAUUUGCUUUUUAAGUUCUAGAAGCGUAGUGCUAAGUUGAUUUGAUGGUUGGUCUUUAUUUAAUUUAGACACAUUAAAAUAUUGUAUGUUUAAAUCGGUCAAGUCCCUGUUUAUUGCAGUUUUGGUUUUCUUUUCUAUUUUAAUAAGGUAACCUCUAACAACUGCUUUAUAUGUCGCCCAUAGGGUAGAAUCAGAGAUAUCAGGAUUGUAAUUUUCCAGCCAGAAAAAUCUAGAUAACUUUAUUAUAGCAUCUUGAUUUAAUUUAGAUUUAAAGAGAGAAUCAUCCAUUCUCCAAGAGUUUGUACAUUUAGGUAAAGGCUUGCCUUUUUCUAGUAUUAUAGAGCUGUGGUCAGACCAAGUGUUGUCUUUAAUUUGAAUUGUGCUAAUUUCUUUAAGUGUGUUAGCAGUGACUAAACAUAAGCCUAUUCGAGAAUACGAAUUGUGGACUUUAGAAAAAUGCGUAUAAUCAUGAGAGUCUGGAUAUACUGCUCUCCAGGCGUCAUAUAAGCCGCGUGUGAAACAUAUAUUGGACAAGGUUCUAGAUUGUUUGUAUAUCUGGCUAUCAGAUCUCAGCUGUAUAUGUGUUUUUUUUUUAUCCAUGUUUGGAUCAAGAACACAGUUGAAAUCGCCUGCUAUUAACAGAGUACCUGUAGUUAUAUUUUCCAAUCUACUCAUGAUUUUUGAGAACAGUGCAGUCGGGUUAAUGUUUGGUAGACACAAUGUAUAUAUUGUGUUUUCGAUUUUACAGGCAAUUACAAUAAAUCUUCCACAGGGGUCACUGUCUAUUAAUAUUACUUCAUGUUUUAUAUUUGAAUCAAAAAUAACCACUACUCCGCAUUUUUUAUUAUUUUCGAGAGAAGCCUAAUAUAUACAUUUAUAUUUUUCUCCGCCCCAUUUUUGUGAUUCAGAUCUCAACCAAUGGGUUUCUUGAACAAAAGCUGUUUGUAUCCGAUUUGACACUAAAGCAUCAUACAGCAUCUGCUUUUUCCUCCUUAUAUUUAAGCCUUGUACAUUAAUAGACAUAAGUCUUAGCAUCUAAAUUUUGAAGUUUGAUAUAUAAUAAUAGGAUGAUAAAUACAUAAUUCAAAUGCUAGGGUAAAUAUACUCGGACUGACCAUGUCCAGUUCGCCAUAUAAACAUAAACAAAGACAGCAAAAAAGAAAACAAAAAAUGAAACAACAUCGUUUCAUCAACAUUUAACAAUAAGUUCCCCAAGGGCUAUAACCCCCUGGGAUUCCCUAAUCCUGAAACAGAUAUAGAAGAUUUGGGGGUAACUGGGAAAACUUCACAGAAAGAGGGGAUAAAAUUGGGCGGCCAAGGACUUUGGUGGAACUAUAUAUAUAAGAGGCCGGAAGGGGGGAAAGGGAGGACAUGGCAAUGCUAACAGAAUUUAUAAUUAAAUUAUAUUUACAAGUCCCUUAAAAUACCCUUGACAAUUGAGUAACAUUACUUAGUUCAGAUGGGUCAAAACAGCUAUAAUAUCCCCUUUUUAUAUCUAAUCCAUUAUCCGAACAAAGUGGCUAAUAGUCGGUAGAAAUAAAAAAAAAAUUAAAACAUUUCCUUCCCUUUUUUCUUUUCCUUUCUUUUCCUUCCCCCUUUUUUCUUUUGCACAUUAUUAUUAUUAUUAUUUUAUUAUUUAUAUAGCGCCAACAAAUUCCGUAGCGCUGUACAAUGGGUGGACUAACAGACACAUAAUUGAGAUCAGACCACUGACGUACAGGAACAGAGGGGGUUGAGGACCCUGCUUGAUGAGCUUACAUGCUAGAGGGACUGGGGUAUAGUGACACAAAGGGUUAAAGUAGGGGAAUUACAGUUUGUUACAGAAGGGUUUAUUGAGUGCUUGGUAGGCCAUUUUUGGCAGUUGCAGGAACGGAGUCAUGGGGUGGGGGAUGAGAAACCUGCUGACAGUUUAAUUGAUACGCUUUACUGAAGAAGUGAGUUUUCAAAGAUUUUUUGAAGGAGUGGAGGCUGGGUGAAAGUCUGAUUGAGGAGGGAAGGGAGUUCCACAGAAUAGGUGCAGCCCUGGAGAAGUCUUGAAGGCGAGCAUCAGAGGUGGGGAUCCGGGCAGAGGAUAGGUGUAGGGUAGGUCUUUGGCUGAGCGCAGGGGUCUUGAUGGGACAUACUUGUGUAUGAGGGAGGAUAGGUAUGUUGGAGCAGCAUUAUGUAGGGAUUUGUGAGCAAGCGCCAUAAUUUUGAAUUGGGCUCUAUAUCUAACUGGAAGCCAAUGCAGGGACUGACAGAGCGUGGAAGGUGCGACCGGACAGGAAAAUAAGCCUUGCAGCAGCAUUCAUUAUAGAUUGCAGCGGUGCCAAUUGGGAACAUGUAAGACCGAUGAGAAGGGGAUUGCAAUAGUCAAGGCGAGAGAGAACAACAGCAUGAACCAGUACCUUAGCCGCGUCCGGCGUUAGAUAUGGGCGGAUGCACGCUUUGUUCUUGAGUUGGAAGCGACAGGAUUUGGCUAUUGAUUGGACAUGGGGAGUGAAAGAAAGAUCAGAGUCAAAAAGAACCCCUAGGCAGCGAGCCUGCGAGGUAGAGGUGAUAGUAGCGCCGUUGACUUGGAUGGAGACAGACACAGGACGGAGUAGCAGUACUUGAGGGAGGAAAAACUAGAAGUUUGAGUUUAAGGAAGUGAGCAGCCAUCCAGUUGGAAAUAGCAGAGAGGCAGUCAGAAACAUGAGUCAAGGUGGGCAGAGAGAGAUCAGGGGAGGACAGGUAGAUUUGCAUGUCAUCUGCAUAUAAAUGAUAUUGGAAGCCAAAGGAGCUGAUGAGUUUACCAAGGGAGGCAGUAUAGAUAGAGAACAGUAGGGGGCCGAGGACAGAACCUUAGGGGACGCCGACAGAGAGGGGUUGGGGAGAAGAUUCAGAGCCAGAGAAAGAAACACUGAAAGAGUGCUGGGAGAGGUAGAAGGAGCACCAGGAGAGAGCAGUAUCCCGUAGACCAAAGUUACUGAGAAUGUGAAGAAGCUGUUGAUGAUCAACAGUGUCAAAGGUGGCAGAAAGAUCAAGGAGGAUUAGGAUAGAGUAUUGGGCGCGAGAUUUAGCAGCAAUUAAAUCAUUGGAUACUUUGGUCACAGCAGUUUCGACAGAGUGACCAGCGCGAAAUCCAGACUGAAGGGGGUCAAGCAGAGAGUUGGAUUCGAGAACGUCUGUCAAUCUGGCGAAGACAACUCUCUCGAGGAUGUUGGAGGCAAAUGGCAGUAGCGAGAUAGGGCGAUAGUUGGAUGGGGAGUUGGGAUCAAGGUUGGGCUAUUUCAGAAUUGGGGUUACGGUUGCAUGUUUGAAGGCAGAGGGUAAUGUGCCAGAGGAAAGGGAGAGAUUGAAAAUGUUAGCGAGAGGAAGAGCAAGAGAGGGAGACAAAGUGCGGAUGAGAUGCGAGGGAAUAGGAUCGAGGGAGCAGGUGGUCGGGCGGGAGGACAGGAGCAGAGCAGAAACCUCUUGUGCUGUAGCAGGUGCAAAUGAGCAUAGGAUGGCAGGGGGAGUGGGGUUGGGUGAUGUAUUGAUACUGGUAGGAGAGAGAUUAGAGAUCUCUUUCCUGAUUGUAGAGAUCUUCUCAGUGAAAUGAGAUGCAAAGUUUGUGGCGGACAAGGUGGUGGAAGGAGGGGGAGUCACAGGGUGAAGAAGAGCAUCAAAAGUGUGAAACAGGUGUUUGGGUUGAUGGGACAGUGUGCUUAUGAGGAUGUUGAAGUAGUUUACUUUUGCAGAGGAAAGAGCCAUGCUGUAGGAGCGCAGCAUAAAUUUAUAGUGGACAAAGUCAGAUGCAAAGUGAGACUUUCUCCAGCAGCGUUCAGCAGUUCUGGAACAUUUUUGGAGGGAACGGGUCAGCUUGGUAUGCCAGGGUUGUAGUUGGGGGCGCUUGCUGCGUUUAACUGUAGGAGGUGCCAUGAUGUCAAAUUGAGAGGAGAGAGUGGAGUUGUACAGUGAGGUUGCAGAGUUAGGGCAGUUGUGAUUUGAGAUGGGUAAAAGGAGUGUUUGAAGUUUGGUGGAGAAGUGCUGGAGAUCGAGGGAGUUGAGGUUUAGGCGAGGUUGGAGAGUUGAUGGUGGUGAAAUUUUGGUAUGGGGUAUGCAGAUGUUAAAUGUUAGCAGAUGCUGGUUAGACAAAGGAAAUGGAACAGUGGCGAGAUCAGAGGUGGUACAGAGAUUGGUGAAGAUGAGGUCAAUAGUGUUUCCGGAGGUGUGAGCUGCUGAGGAAGAAAUCUGUGUGAGUCCAAAGGAGGAGGUUACAGAGAGCAGACGAGAGGCAUCAAGGAAGUUGAGCUUGUUGAUAGGGAUAUUGAAGUCCCCAAGUAUGAGAGAGGGAGUGCUAGAGGAAAGAAAGUGGGGUAAUCAGAAGGAAAAGUGUUCAAUAAAUAGUUUAGAGUGACUGGGGGGGGGGUGAUAGAUGAUGGCAAUUCUUAAAGGAGUGGGCUUAAAAAGAUGUACAGUGUGAACUUCAAAGGAAGUAAAGGAUAGGGCAGGGGCAGGGAGGCUAGAUUGAAAGGUGCAUUGAGGGGAGAGAAGGAUGCCUACACCACCUCCUUUACAGUCGAGUCUAGGAGUAUGGGAGAACUGUAGACCACCAAAACAUAAAGAAGCAGGAGUAGCGGUAUCGGAUGGGGACAGCCAGGUCUCAGUGAGUGCCAGUAUUGUGAGUGAGUUAGAGAUGAUGAGGUCAUGUAUAGCUGUAGAUUUGAUAUUACUACAAAUGGAGCGAGCAUUCCAGAGUGCACACUGAAUUUUGGUAGAGGAGGAUAAACUUAUUUGGAGGAGGAUAAGCAGGAUGUUGAAUAACAUUUAAGUUAACAAACAUGUGAUAUUACCCCUAUUAGGACAAUUAAGUUAAAGUGAAGUGUCUCUUAUUUCUCUCUUGGUGAUCAAGUUAUCCAAUUAGCAAGAAAAAAAAAAGAAAAAAAUGUUCUUCCCCUUUUCUCCUUUCUUUUCUUUCUUUUUACACACAUGAUAUUACCCCUAUUGGGACAAUUAGGUUAACAUGAAAGUGUAUACAUCAAAAUUUUUGCAUCGCAUUGUAUCCUUAUAACUCUUAUCAAUUACACUGUAUUCGUCAACAUGUCUGUGAAAUUAAAAUAAGUGAAGUGCCUCUUAUUUCUCUCUUAAACAAGUUUUCUAGUUAACAAGGAAAAAAAAAAAAGUGACAGUAUACACUAAAAUUAUUAAUUGACUUAUAUUUAUAACUCCCAACUAAUUGGGUAACAUUGCUUAAAUCAAGUGAAUAGAAUAUCUAUUCUUGUCUGUUUUUGUGUCUAAUCCCUUAUCACAUGUGAUAAUGCACCUUUUACAACAAUUUGUUUUAACUUAGAGAAUGCAUUCAUCAAAAAUGUAUCAUCGUGUUAUGAUCUCAUAGCUAUUCUUAAUUCCGCUAUAUUCAUCAUUGUGUCUCGAAGAAAAAAAAAAGUGCUAUAUGCAAAAAUUGUUAAUUGAAUUGUAUUUAUAAAUCCCAAUUAAUUGGGCAACAUUACUUAUUUCAAGUGGACAAAAUAUCUAUUCCCUUCCGUUUUUAAUUCUAUUCCCUUAUCACAUGUGAUAUUACACCUAUUACAACCUUUAGGUUAACUUAAAAAAUGCAUACAUCAAAAAUGUAUCAUCAUAUUGUGUUCUCGUAACUUUAUCAAUUCCAUUAUAUUCAUCGUUGUGUCCGAAAAAAACAAAAGAAAAAACCACAAGACAUAAAACACACCAUAUAUAUAUUGACUAAGAAAAAAAACAUAUAAUAAUACCUCUCUUCCCCCCAACCCCCAAAACCGACCCCAGUCCCCUAGGAAACUAAAUCAGUGACUUAUUCUGUAGGCACGCCUUAAGCUUGUCAGGGUGGUCAAAAGUCUCUAUGUUUCCAUCUAUUUGUAUAAUCAUUAUCGUUGGAAAGCUCCAUCUGAAUCUAAUAUUGUGGCUCUUAAGAAUAUUAAUUUCUGGCAUAAACAUUCUUCUUUUUUUUCUGGUGUUGAAGGAUAAAUCUGGUAGUACUAUGAUGUUUGAAUACGGCCCAUCCUUAAUGACUUUAUCUCUAUUAGCUUUUAGGACUUUCUCCUUAAAUUCGUAUGAAUGAAAACAAGUGAUUAUGUCUCUGGGAAUAUCAAGGGCUAUAUUUGUUGGUUUGUUUAAUCUGUGACAUCUGUCGAUUUUUUCAUUAUAGCCAUCUAGUUUUAAUCCCAGAGCUUUGAAAUAAUCAUACAGAAUAUUUUGUAAAUCUUCUUGCUUAUGAGUGUCCUUAAAGUUGCGGAACCUAAGAUUUUUCCUGUGCGAUCUGUCUUCAAGGUCUUCUAUUUUAUUUUCAAGAUUGCAAAUUUUUGAUGUUAAUGUGUUAACUACUUCAUUUAAUGCAGUUAUCUGGAAAUCAGUGUUCUUCCAUAUCCUGAAAUUUAUCCAUUAGUUUAACUAUUUCACCUUUUAUUUCUAACCGCAUUUCUGUGGAAUUUAUUGAAAUUUCCUUUUUUAUUGCUUCAAAAAUAGAUUGUAGACUUGCAUUCAAUGUUUUAAUAGUAACUUCUUCAUUAGCCUUAUCUUUGCUAGUUUCCAUAGUAGAUAAAUCUUGAUUUGAUAAUGAUAGUCGAGAUGUAUUGCUUUUAGGAUCUUUAGAUUGUGGGGAAAAAUAUACUGCGAGAUUUUGUUCUUGUUUAGUCUCUCUUUUAUCACGUUUAGAAGAGGGCUUAGAUUCUAAGGCUAUUUUUUUAGAAGCCAUUGGAAGAUGUAUGAAGGUACUAUAGAGGUAGGAAUAGUUUAAGUUUUAUAGGUUUUACUCUUUAAGUCUUCUUUGGGAGAGAAAAAGGACUCUUUUAUAAACUUUUCUUUCUUUCUGUUUUUUUCUUUCCUUUUACCUUUUUCUUUUAAUUUUUUCUUUUUCUUUCCUUUUCCUUUCAUUCCUCUUUCCCCCCUGUCUUUUCACUUUCUUCUUCAUCUCCCCUUACUCCCCCCCUAUUUUUCUUCCCUUUUUCCUUCCCCCCUUUUUCUUAUUUUAUUCCCUUUUUUUUUCUUUUUUUUUCCUAUUUAUUUUUCUCUUUCCCCUUUUUAACUAGUUAAUCACAGUUCUUUUUUUUGGGUAGUAAAUGCCCCAAUCAAACGAAGUAAUGCAAAAAAAAAAGAAGCAAUCUUAUCUGUUUAAGGCGUUUGAAGGCGUCUCAGUCAACGUUGCUGGGUAGGAGAUUGAAUCAGUCACAAUGAUUAUUAAACGUGGAUCUUAUUAAACCGCUUAAUAACCUGUUUAAACAGGUAUCCGAGUGGUGAGUGGACAAUCCUCCAGCGCCGCAAAGACCACCGAGCGCUGGAUGAUCCAAGCGCCACUCCCAGGAAGCCACAGCGCGACAUGCGCCCACUUGAACCCAGACGUAUAAGCACGAAUCUGCCCCAGAUCUGUGUAGCCAGCAAGUCAGGAUAGUAGAAUCAGGGGAGCAAUUUAGAUGGUGUGCUAAGUUUUCGGCGUGCACUGUCCAAUAUUCACCAGCCUCAAACCGCCAUCAUCUUCCCCUCCUCUCAGCGCUCGUGGCAUCUUACGUCAUGCGUCCACCAGCACUCCGCCCCUUCGCAAGCCCCCCUCUUCUAACUGGUUGAUCUUGUUUUUCAAUCGUUCCAUUGUGUUGCAUAGCUCUUGUUUCCAAUAUAACGCUAUUCAAUUUAUUGCCGCCGUAAUAGGUAUGGUUGCCAAUUGCCUACUUUUUUAUGUAGGUAUUGUAGGAAUAAUAGGAAUACGUAUAUGAGGGCUGAUCCCAUGACACCCUUAACUUUUAGUGCCGAAAUUACCCUGUCAACUCCUUUCCAUAAAGGUUGAAUAACCGCACAAUCCCACCUUAUGUGGAUCAUGGUUGCUUCCGCAGUGCCACAUCUCCAGCAUUUGGCUGAUAAUCAGGGAUACAGUUUGCUUGGUGUCAAAUACCACUGGUAAACUAGUUUUUUGUGGGCCUCUAGAUGGGAGUAGAAUUUUGUGAUGCCAUUUAAGGCAUUAAGAGUCAAUAGUCAUUUUCUGCCAGAUGGGGCAGUGUUGAGCAUGCCGACCAUUGUGUUACGUAAGUGUGUUGUUUUUCAGGAAUGCUGUCCAAUAAUUAAUUUUUUAAAGAAGAACAGGGGUCCAUGAAUCCUAAAUAUCCCAAGUAACACUAAAGGUUAACAAAAAAAAUAUCUAUAGGUAGAAUCCGGGUCCAGUUGGGUACCGCCCUUCAACCCCAGACUUGGGUUAAAAAAGCAAAUAUCCCCCCAGGAAACCCGAAGUCAAAAAAGGAAGUCACCGGGUUGUACUGGUACACAGGGGGUAACCCUAAUAGAAAUUGUAAAGACAAAAAAAAAAAAUGAAAAUACUAAUUCACCAACACAAAUGCCCAAAUGGGUAUUGUGCCAGGAAAAAGACGUACAACCCUGUAAGAAUGUGCUUAAUGACUAAAAAAGAUAUUUACAGCAUGAUUUAUUAAUAAAGCUAAAACACUUAGUCUCCUACCUAAUAGGUACUCAAGUGGGGUGGGUAUAAAUGCCCAUAUCAAAGCUAAAGGUAACUAUCAGGGAUAAUCCAAAAAAGAAAACUACAAUAGAGGUAUAAUGCCUAGUCUGAGUAGGUAAAGAGGGUGUCAAAAAAGACACAUAAUAGGUAUCUGGCAGGUAUAAAAGCACUCCAUCUAUACACUACACAACCAUAGGUAAUCUAAAGACCUCUCUAUCCAUUACUACAUACUGACCACUAAGUGCUACCUUAGAGGAAUCCCUGUUACCUCAGCAUAGCAUAAAGCUAAUGCCUACCAACACUGCUAGUCCUAUAGAGGGACUAAAUAAACGAACAAGUGCUACUAACACCCACAACCCAAGUGCAUGAUGAGAAGAUUAAAAUAAAAAAGGAAAGGGGGCGUGUCCGGAACUCAAGCCGUAUGGCCGCAGACUGAGGGAGCUCCGACGGCAGGGCUCACCAACCGAGCAAUAAGCGGCAGAAAAAAGGCACAAUAACGGGAUAAAUCCAUCCCAGAGAUGUCCCAGCACCGGGGGAAAAAAGCGGCGGAACCCAAAGAGAAGGCAGCAUUCUUCGCGGCCCGCACACCGCAAGCAAAACCAGCGGGUCGGAUCCAAGAUGGCGCCGAAACUGAGUCUGACAGUGAUCAGGCAGCAGGUACAGAUUUAAACAAACACACCCUGCAGCACAUGCUAGACAAGUUAGCAGGGAAAAUGCAGAGCACAUUUCACACAGCAAUAACAGAGCUGAGGAAGGACAUACUGGAACUAGGCAGCAGAACUUCACAUUUGGAAGGCAGGAUGGAGGAAUUUGCCACUGCACAUGAUUCUCUGGCAGAUAAAAUGGAGGACCUAGAAAAUAGAUUGGAGCGCUAUGAAAAUAAAAUCAUGGAUAUGGAGGACCGCUCCCGUCGCAAUAAUUUAAGGCUGAGGGGCAUACCGGAAGAAAUACACCAACAGGACCUAACAGCCUAGGCUACAGAGUUCUUUUGCUCCAUGCUGCCUGACAUUCCGUCAGAUAUGCUGAUCCUAGAUAGGAUACACAGAGUAGCAAAGCCUGUUCACUUACCUCCCUCAACUCCACGUGAUGUCCUCAUGAGAGUACACUAUUUCCACAUAAAAAAGCAGAUCCUGAAAACUCACCGCACCAACAGAAGCAUCCCAGAAAAGUUUAAAGAUAUCAGCAUCUAUACAGAUUUAUCGGCAGAAACACUAAGGAGGCGCAGGACGUACCGAAACAUCACGGAGACACUUCGCCAACGCAACCUCCAUUACCGCUGGGGAUACCCGGUAAAGUUGCUUAUUAACAAGGACAGUAAAACGCACGUGAGCUCAUCCACCGUAGAGGGCAUCGACCUUCUCCAGUCGCGGGGCAUUACAGUGAACAACGCCCAUGGCGCGGGCCAACCUCGAAGCAGCAAGCUACAAGGAGAAUGGAAAGCAGUCAGAGCGAGGCGGACCACCCUGCUCACCGAGCACUGAAGCACCAGAGACAUUCGCUGAUUGUCGUCUGACGACAAAGGUUUGGGGUGCGGGGGGGGGGGUGGGGUGAGGGGACAACAGAAGGAGACUAUAGAGAAGCAUAUGGCAAAUUCUGGGACGGGUGACACUCCACAUCGCCCCUGCUCAGGAUAUCCCCUAAAAUGACCCACAGACAGAUGUUACAACAUUCCCUGCCCCCCCCCAUUGGAUGACGAAGGGUCCAAACAUUAUCAGGGCAAACCACAUGUUAGUCGACUCGCACUAAUAAAAAAAAAAAAAUUCUGAGAAACAACCCCCCCCCCACUCCAGCUCCUACGAGAGAAAAGUUAAUUACCAAUUAAGUGCCUAUUCCCAAAGUGCCCAGCCGUAUGUCUAGAUCCCGCCUCUGGACCAUACAGGGCUAGACCCGACCACCUACCCCCAACUCUAGAAGGUCGACUACACGACCUUCAGCAGGAAGACCUGAACACCUCAAAAGUGGUGUUCAACUACAGUUUAAGGUUUAAAAUGUUUAAGUUAUGUUUAAUUGUUGUAUGUCAUCAAACAGACCGCACCACUGCAACACACCAAUGCCACAUGUCAAUGCUCAAACAGCAGCAUUACACAAGUGAGUGGCACCCCCAACCGCACCAAGGUCCUAAGCCCCAGAGCUCGUAGAUCUGCCAUCACUCCUUUGCUUGAAGCACCAUCCACCACACACACGGACUACCGCACAUGCAUGGGCCCGUACGGAGCCACAACACAAGCUACACAGGUAAAACGCAAAUAGUAUGAAAAUAUACACCCACAAUGUUAGAGGGUUAAACACCCCGCAAAAAAGACACACACUCCUUAAAGAGCUCAAGGGCAACCAAGCUGAUGUGAUAUUUUUACAAGAGACACACUUCUCUGCGGAUGCAUCUCCCACUCUGGGGAAGACAAUGUUUCCACAGCAAUAUCAUGCCACAGCACGCACAAAACGGAAGGGAGUCUCUAUCCUCCUCAGCCGCCACUUAGCCUUUGAGGAAAUUCUGGUAAAAAAGGACCCGCUAGGCUGGUACAUUAUAUUGAUCUUCACUAUCAACAAUUCCACCUACACCAUAGUCAACACAUACAUCCCAAACGUAAACCAGGGAACAUACCUCAGUAAACUACUAAAACUCAUAACACAACUACAAUCAGGCACCACAAUCAUUUGUGGGGACCUAAACCAGUUUCAAGACCACACGCUAGACUCAUCAGCGACACACACAACCAAGAGAGCAAAACUACUGCACAGACAGUGCAAAGCCUUAACCAAGCUCCUAAACACAUAUGGACUAUACGACGCCUGGCGUACAUUGCACCCACAAGGGAGGGAGUAUACACACUAUUCCCAGGUACACAACACGUACUCAAGAAUCGACGGGUUCUUGCUACAAAGCGCACAUAUAUAUAGGGUAAUAGAUUGUGUGAUAGGCUCAACCCGGUGACACUCCACUUGGCAGACCACUACAACUAUAAGAACAGGGGCCCAUGGAGAUUAAAUGAACAUCUUCUUACAGACCCCCAAUUUGUUCAAAUGCUAGAACAGGACCUACACAUGUACUUCCAAGUUAAUGAAACACAGGACAUAAACGCCCUUACACUAUGGAUGGCCCACAAACCGGUCAUUAGAGGUAUUCUUAUUAAGCGAGCCUCUCACCUCAAAAAACAACAGAACCUCACAUAUGCCCAAAAUCUCAAAAAAUUGCAAGACCUACACAGAGACAAUAUACUCUCCCCCUCCGCAUACACGCAAACACAGAUAAAAGACUUGCAAAAUCAGAUAAACGUGGCAAAUUUCCAGAAAGCGAGUUUUGCAUUAAAAAGACUGAAAGCCAACAAAUUCGUCCUAGGAAACCAAGCGAGCAAAGCCCUGGCACAGAGACUCAGAGAUAAACAAACAAGAAUACCCCACCUGCUUACACCACAAGGGCAAAAAUUGACACAACCCAUACAAAUUUGCAAUGAGUUUGCGUCUUACUACAGUACCUUAUACAACCCCCAGGUACACCAACCCACGCAAAAAUCGAUCUCGGACUAUAUGCGCAGAUUUGACUUGCCCAAACUACACGAACAACAAAUAGCGCAUCUAACAAACCCCAUUACAACUCAAGAAGUAUUACAACAAAUAGAACGGAUGCCGAGGGGUAAGGCACCAGGCCCAGACGGCCUCACUAACCUUUACUACAACACGUUUAAACACAUCUUGAGCCCAUACAUAACGCAAGCCUUUAAUUUGGCUAUGAAACAGGGUAGCCUACCGACUGAAUUUCUCGCAGCUCACAUUAUCACCCUACCCAAACCGGGUAAACCACCCACGGUAUGACCAAAUUUCAGACCCAUUUCCCUGCUGAGCGCAGAUGCCAAAUUAUACGCCAAAAUAUAUGCGGAAAGGCUCAAAACAAUCCUGCCUGACCUGAUCUCAACGGACCAAGUGGGAUUUGUGUCCGGCAGACAGGGCCCAGACAACUCGAGGAAAGUGUUAAACAUCCUCCACUACCUCAAUAGCUCCAAAAUACAAGGUACACUUCUAUCCCUAGAUGCUGAAAAAGCAUUUGAUCGGCUUAACUGGCAAUUCCUGCAAGAAGCGCUCACCGGGUAUGGCUUCCCCCCUACCUUCCUUAACAUAGUGAAGGCACUAUACAGCACACCCUCAGCGACAGUGUUGAAUUCAGGGUUCAGCUCCACCCCACUAACAAUCACUAAUGGCACCCGGCAGGGCUGCCCGCUUUCCCCAUUACUCUAUGUGUUGGCCCUGGAACCACUAGCCAUAGCGAUCCGAAACAAUCACGACAUUAAGGGGAUCUCCAUAGGUGGCAAGGAAUAUAAAUUAAACCUAUUUGCGGAUGAUAUCCUUCUCACGCUAUCUAACCCAGCAAUCUCCCUCCCAGACCUCCACAGAGAAAUACAGGAUUACAGUAGGCAAUCAUACUACCAGUUAAACCUAGCCAAAACCCAAGCCAUGUGCAUAAACAUCCCCAAGACGGACGAGGAGAGGUACCGACUCAAAUUCCAAUAUGACUGAAGGAAUGACUUCUUGACUUUUCCUAGGCAUCAAACUCACCAAAAGACACACCGAUCUCUACGAAGCACAAUUACAUUAAACUAUUCAAGAAGUGGACCGCACACUAAACUCUUUCCUGGUUAGGCAGAAUAGCGGCCAUCAAAAUGACAAUCUUGCCAAAAAUCCUCUAUCUGUUCCGUUCUUUACAAAUACCCUUACCGCAGUCGUUCCUACUCAGACUCCAGUCUGAUUAAAUUCAGUUGGGGAGGAAGACACCCAAGGGUCCCAAGAACUUUGCUCAUGAAAUCGGUAGACAAAGGAGGCCUGGGUCUCCCGAACCUUAAGGCGUACCACCAUGCCGCACAAAUGGCGAAUAUCCUUGCGAUGCACUCCACUACAUACACUCCCCAAUGGAUUGAGAUAGAGGCUAGCUGCAGCGGAGUUGCGGAUCUCCCUGUGGCCCUGUGGAUACCCAAACACUUGCGCCGCACACCACCAAACGCCCUACCCACAACUAAACUUCUGUACCGCAUAUGGGACAGUCACAGGUCCAAACUAUGCUCCACAGUUCCAUGGUCUAGGGCAACGCCACUACGCUCAAUAAAUCUCUGUAACAACACAUUCCCUUAUAGAACAUGGAAUACCACUUGCACCAGAUAAGCUCCCCGCAAGGACUACACCAGAUGACAGAUAUCCAAGCCACAUACGACGUACCACCACAACUCACGUUUUCAUACUGGCAGAUGAAAGCACUCAUAGGCCAAACCACACAGCAAGGCCCCUCACUACCAUCACCCAUCACCCUAACUCCUUUCGAAAAGAUGUGCAUACACCAAAUCCCAACUAAAAAGACACUGUCUGUGUGCUACAAAUCAAUCACUGAGAGUGAAACUGAGACGGAGAGGAGAUAUCAGACCGAGUGGCAUAGGGACAUAGGCAGGUCACUCACACAGGACGACUGGCACUGCAUACACACAAACCACAAGGGCCUCACAACAUGCGCCUCCCACAUUGAGACCUCGCGCAAAUUAAUAUACAGAUGGUACAUGGUACCUGCACGGCUCAAGAAAAUAUACUCAGACACAAGUGACAGAUGCUGGAGAUGUCAGACACAGGAAGGGACUAUGAUCCACAUCUGGUGGACAUGUACACUAGUCCAACCAUACUGGAAGCAAAUAGCGGAACUAAUUCAGGGGGCCACAGGGUGCAUAUUAGACCACAAUGCAGAAACAUUCUUACUCCAACUCAUACCCAAAGGCAUGCCACAAUGCAUUACCAAACUAACAUUCCUAAUAUUAACGGCAGCCUCCUCAUCACUAGCGAAACAAUGGAAAUCCGCAAAGAUCCCAUCCCCAGCUGAGGUAACAACAAUGGUUUCGACAACACUAGAAUAUGAAGGAAUGAUGUGGAAACAAACAAAAAGUGGAAAAGGUAGCGCCACAGCGAAAACACUCUGGGCCACAUACAUAGCAGGCCGUGACCUUAGCAACUAACAAGGGGCCACGAACAGGACAGAACAGACACAAAUAAACGCCACAAACCAAACCAACAAAGACAUACAAGUUAAUUAGUUAUCCCAGUUACCCCCCCCGAAACUCUUUCCGUCAGGUAGACAAUAGGAGCAAGUCCACCCCGCCAACACAGGCACCGGUGGACACAAAUUAAAAACUGAGCUAGCUUUCUACCACCCCCCUUCCCCCCCCCCUCCCCCAAGAGAGAACCGGGACCACACGGGCCCCUCGUAGGGAUCAGAACGGGAAACGAGGUACACUAAGGGGCGCUAAGCCCCAGGGAACACUCAGGGAGAUACUGAACCUGCUCUUAAUGGUUUAGGGGAUGGGGUGGCACGAGGGACGGAGGGGAAGAUACUCCGCACACACGAGAUAUGACCUGACCCGAAUAUAAGAGCCACGGCAAGGGACUGCCACAUGAUACCUAAAUCGAGACAACAUAGCAAUAGAGGUCAACAGAGAGGACCCUUGACGGGCCCCAUGAACGACAGUUAGCGGUCUGCCUUGGCACACCAUUUAACCCCCACUACCCAAACAACAAGAUAACACACAACAGAGUAUCAGAAUUACCUGUUUGCUGCGAAGGAACAUCGCUCAAAUGUAAUAUCAUGUGUGUUAAUGUAAACGAAAUAUGUUAAUGGAAAACAAGCGCUGUAUAACUGCAAUUUCAAGGUUACAACCUUCCCCCCCCUCCCCUCUUUAUUUCUGUACCCCUACCCUCUUAUCCUCUUAUACUCGACAAAAUAAAAAUUGUCAAAUUAAAAAAAAAAAAAAGGAAAAGCCCGAUGCGCGUUUCGGCGUAUCAAGACGCCGUCGUCAGGGGCAAAUACUUAUUUGCCCCUGACGACGGCGUCUUGAUACGCCAAAACCUAUGGUUGUGUAGUGUAUAGAUGGAGUGCUUUUAUACCUGCCAGAUACCUAUUAUGUGUCUUUUUUGACACCCUCUUUACCUACUCAGAAUAGGCAUUAUACCUCUAUUGUAGUUUUCCUUUUUGGAUUAUCCCUGAUAGUUACCUUUAGCUUUGAUAUGGGCAUUUAUACCCACCCCACUUGAGUACCUAUUAGGUAGGAGACUAAGUGUUUUAGCUUUAUUAAUAAAUCAUGCUGUAAAUAUCUUUUUUAGUCAUUAAGCACAUUCUUACAGGGUUGUAAAUCUUUUUCCUGGCACAAUACCCAUUUGGGCAUUUGUGUUGGUGAAUUAGUAUUUUCCUUUUUUUUUUGUUUGUCUUAACAAAAAAAAUAUCCAUCCCCCAUAGUGUUCUUUUAAACUUUUUAACAGGAGAAAUUAUUAAGCCUCCUUUGCUAAUGCAUUUCCCCUGACUUCUUUUUAUCUGUUUCCAGCUGUACAAUGCAGUGGGAUUCGUCCAAUAUCUCCCCCUACCACACCGGAGAAUGUUUAGAAAUGUAAAGACUGUUUAUGCAUUCCUUGGAGAUGUCUUGGAGGAACACAGAAGAACGAGGGUAGUCGGAGAGCCCAGAGACUACAUAGACUGUUAUCUGGAAGAAUUGGACAAGGUAUUAUAUACAUAUACAGGGCACACAAUUUGCAUUAAUCUCUAGACAAGGGAGAGUGAACAUUUUGUCCCGGUGUAUGUGACAUGUACCAUCCAGGUUUGCAGUGACUAGUAACGUUUAAGGCCUGACUAAUGGUUUAUAACGUAAAAAUCUUAAGCCAGGUUUUAAAAGUUACUAGUCACUGCAUAUAUAUAAUAUUUUAUAAUGUUAUACAAAGUUGUAAAGUACACUGCCUUGUCAAGAUAAAAAGAAAGCACUGAAAGUAACUGAAAUGUGACAUGGUCCAAAAAAGGUUAGAAACCACUACCCUACCUAGACUAUUACAUUCUUCAAAUAUUUCUUCUUAAUAUGUUAUUUGGUAUAUUUUGGAAUGCAGCAGACUGAUUCAGUUUUAACUCGAUUUCUGUUUAGGAGAGAAAGGAAAGUAACAAUAAACAGACAUUUGACAAUCAGAAUCUCUUUGCUUGCGUAGUGGAUCUGUUUGUGGCUGGGACGGAUACCACAUCUGCCAGCCUGCAAUGGGCUCUGCUGUAUAUGAUGACUUAUCCAGAUAUUCAAGGUAUACCCUAUUCAUUUUGCAAUUGAGUUAAAAUUUGAUGCUUUUUAGAACGUUACUGAUGACAUUAAUUCAUUUCUAUGUAAAUUUAAUGUUUCAGAAAAGUGUCGCAAUGAAAUAGACAAAGUUCGGGGAGACAGAGCCCAGCUUGAUUAUGGCGAUCGAGUGAGCAUGCCAUACACACAAGCUGUCCUUCAAGAAGUACAGCGUUUUAUAACCAUUGUACCACUUGGCGUAGCUCAUACAUCACAAACUGAUAUAGAAUUGAAUGGAUUUUCUAUCCCAAAGGUUAGUAAUAAAACAUUGCUGCUGAUGAGGGUAUUAAUAAACAAACACAUUGUUUGUUAACCCAUUCACUGUCAUUGGUUUCAUAUUCCAUUGCAUUGCAAAGUGAAAUAUAUUACAAUAAAUCCACUUUGCCUCCACUCCAGUAAUGGUCUUCACAAGUUUAAAAAUCCCAUUUCUGAGCUAUUUCUAUCCAUCUUUUUAAAAUAAAUCACCCCUUAGUCCUCCAUUGCAUUGAAGCUGCAAGGUCAAAGUAUACAAGUAUCCUGAACAGCAUCUGAGUGUGGGAUGAGAAUGGAUUAAUCGGAAGGAAUUUGUACAUUUAUUCAGUGACCAACGUAUAUUUCUGUUUUAUGUUUCUUUUUUCCAAUUAGGGAACUUUCAUUAUAACUGAUCUAUCUUCAUUGCACCGCGAUGAGACUUACUGGAAAUAUCCACAUGAGUUUAAUCCAAAGAACUUCUUGAACGACGAUGGGGAGCUACUGAAAGCAGAAUCUUUCUUACCUUUCUCUGCAGGUAAAUUACUGAGUCACAGGUUGACUAUGUGCAAAAGUCUUUUCCAGAUAUGGCUGUGAUAAAUGGAAUUUCAGUGUACACCUUCUGUUUUCAUCCCUGGUUUUCUGAUCUUGUGACAUGAUUAAUAAUCCAGUCAUGCUAGUUAAGGAAGAUAACAAAGCAUUUAUUGAUCCAAGAACAUAACAGAGCUCUUAUUUGUGGGCUUGGCCUGCAAUGUAAAACCUAUAGUCAGUGGCGUCUCUAGGAUUCAUUUUUGAGGGGGCACAUGGUGGGCAAGGGACAAAGGUAGGGGGGCGCAUUUAACCCCACCCUCACCGCAGUUUGACCCCUCCCCUGCCGCAUGUUAAGCCCCACCCCCGACCCUAUGUGUUUUUUUUUUUUUUAUAAUCCCUGGUGGAGAAUUCAUUAUUUUCCACCAAGGAUUGUUAAAAAACAAACACAUUUCCCUUGAUACAGUCCUUACACACACAGAGACUGCUGAGUCCAUACACACACAGACUGCUGAGUCCAUACACACAUACAGACUGCUAAGUCCAUACACACAGCAUGCUGAGUCCAUACACACACACAGACUGCUGAGUCCAUACACACACACACACAGACUGCUGAAUCCAUACACACAUACAAACUGCUGAAUCCAUACACACACACUGCUGAGUCCAUACACACACACUGCUGAGUCCACACACACACACGCACACACACACUGCUGAGUCCAUACACACACACUGCUAAGUCCAUACACACAUACAAACUGCUGAGUCCAUACACACAGACAGACUGCUGAGUCCAUACACACACACACAGCUGAGUCCAUACACACAUACAGACUGCUGAGUCCAUACACACACACACACACAGACACAAGCUUCCUCACUAGCAGACAGACACAGACACACACACACCUGAGCAUAUCAAGCCUAGCUGUCACUGGAGCCUGUUGCUGGGGGUCAGACAGCCAUCUUCUUGCCUUUCCAGCAGCAGCAUGGUCUGCUGCUUAAAGGCAGGGGAGGGGCUUAUGUGCGGGAGGCAGGGCUUAAAUUAGGGGAGGUGCCUGUGCCGGGUAUAGCUGCUGAAAUCACCCAGCACCGUUCCAGACCCUCUGUCCUGCAUUCCCUCGGGCUGUCACACACUGUUACAGUCCGAGGGAAUAGAAUGUAAGCACAUGGCCAGCAAGUUGCUGGCUUUUGGGGGGGGCACAAGGGGUGGCACAGCAUGAUGUAGGGGGCCAUGGCCCCCUCUGGCCCCUCUCCUAGCGCCGCCACUGCCUAUAGUAUACGGUCUGAGAUGUACCAAGGCCUCCAGUUAAGGUAGGCCUGAAGAGGGCCAACCAGAGUAGAUAAUUGGUAGGCCUAUUGAUGGGAGGGACCUGUGUGACGGAACACAAAUAUGGGGUGCAUAAAUGUUAGGGUUGUAGACAGGGACCUAAAAAAAAAGCCCUUCUUUCUGAAUUACCAUAUCAACAGUAGAUAAAAGAUUAGGACAUUCCAGUCCCCCGGACCAAACGGUAAUCAACCCUGUAUGAAAACCUUCUGAGAAGCCCCUUAACAAGGAAAGUUGCAAUAUUCUGAAGUGUAGUUACCCAGCAAUUCAGGCAAGGCAUACAAACUAAUUUGUGCUAGUCAUAAAUUAGCAUGGUUAUUUAACCAGACACAGAACAUUAAUGGGCUCUUGGACAGUUGGUAUAGACUUCCUGCCUAUGUGGGUGUUCUCAGAGGGAGGGUUUUUUCACCUGUUAUGAAGGUGUUAUUAUUAUGCCCACAAAUACAGGCCGAUGUACUUUAUACUUCCCAGGAAAGCUGAACAUUCCUAGCAUAAUUUACUGCGCAUAUGAGCCAUUUUAUUGUAUAUGUUCAUGAGUAAAUUGUGGUAUCGUGUAUGAUACAUAUGAAUGUGGGCUGUACAUGAGGGCUGCUUGUGGAAUUGUGUGUGUGGAUUGAUAUGUCAUAUUGUGUGUUUGGUAGUGUCUGGGGGCUGUUUGGGGUAUUGCAUAUGAGAGGCUGCAUGUGGGAUUGUGUGCAUGUAUAUGGAUUGUUAGCGAGUUACGUUUGUGCGGAUUGUAUGUAUGUUUGUUUGUGGGCUGUUCGUAUUAUUUGUAUGAGGGGAGGGUUAUUCUGCAGCUCUGUGUAUAUCUAGCAGUGUGGGAGCCUUCACUGGGUUCCAGUGGGGACCAGGCUGGCCAGGUACAGGUCAAGGACAGAAGCUGCAACAGCAGCUGCAGGCUUCUCUACUUCAGUGUGGAUUCCCAUUCACAAGUGCUGGGAGGAACUGAUCUGAGAUCACUUCCUCUACGCUCUGCAAUGCAUAAAUUGAGGAUUGUCCUUCACCACCUUUUCGUAUUAGCAGAUAUCUAAAGUUUCACUUAGACUCCUGAUAGGCCAGAGCCUGUUUGGCUCUAGCAGCCUUGAGUGCCGUGGAAAGACACCUCGAGUGCCCUGCAUGGCACUAGUAGCUUAGGUUGUCUACCCCUGGCCUAGUCCAUUGGUUCUACUCAAUAAAGGUCCAGAGAGAGACAGUUCCAAUUUUCCCACUUUAUUUUGUUAAAGAAAGUUUUGCAUUUCAAAGUUAUUUUGCAAUUUCGCCAUCCUAGAGAUAAACCUAUUUGCACUGGUAUUUAUUGAAAGAAUUAAUAGGUUGCAUACUCAGUAAGACUAUGCAAAUUAGCUUGACUAGCUAACACCUGGUCCCACUUAGUGCAAGAUUUAUACUCAUAUUUACUUUUACUUUCUUUUUAUUUUACACCAGGAAACCUAUAUGAAACUGUUAUGUCGCCUAAAUACCUAAUUAUGUUACAGAUGCUAUUGUUGUUGUGUCACACCUGUCUCAAAAAUGUUUGUUUUACUUAUUUAUUUUUUUUCCCAACUAGCAGAUAUAGCAUUUAUUUUUUACAAUUGCAUUUAUGCAGGAACAAACCUUAGAACUUCAAAGUGCUAAAUUAAUAAGAGACAAAUAUUUAAGUUUACAUAUGUAGUUUAAGUUGAAAAAUGAUGAGCAUUGUUUAGAACGUCUAGCCCAUUGUUCCAUUCUGAUCACUAUGUAACAUCUCUUCUUAGGUCCGCGAAGUUGCCUUGGGGAAAAUCUUGCUCGUAUGGAAAUAUUCCUAUUUUUUACCACUCUCCUGACACACUUCGAAUUCCACUGGCCAGACCCAAAAUCACCUCCAGAUCUCACACCAGUGUUUGGGAUCUCCCAGUCCCCGAAACGCUUUAAGAUGCGCCUAGUAUCACGUAACUAAAUCUGAUCAUAAAAAAGAAGAUGGAUGAAUACGCACAACCAAAAACAUGCAUUUCUCCCAACAAAUCAGAGUGGAAAAUUUUAACUUUGGGAAAAAUAGAGCACACAGAACCAAUCACUACUUAAUACUGUCAUAUUUCUAUCUUAUAAUAUUGUCAUUUUAUUUGACAUGGGGCAUUGGACUGCUCUGUGCACACAGUCAUGUUUCCCACCUAAUCUAGACUUGUAGGUUAUUAGAUCCUGCAAAAUGUGUUCUUUAUAGGAUUUGGAAAAAAAGUAUAAAACCUGAAAUUUGCUCCAUUGGCGGCAUUAGUUCAAGACUUGAUGAAAUGCCUAUACAACAUGUAACAUCAGAGGAAAAGGGGAAUAGUAACAACGGGCUCCAAACCAAAUGCCACAUUUAAACAAGAUUCAUUGAUUUUUUUUAACAAAGGAAACUUCUUUAAUGUUUGCCUAAUUUCUUUGCAAUCUAUUUAAAGCUUUAUUACCACAUUGGCCAAUGAUAAAUCUUCUACCACUAGAGACGUCAUUUUGAAGUGUAUACACCUCAAUGUCAAAAUGACCAUCAUGUCAACAGUACAAUGAUCAUCUCUGUACCUGUAACAGGCUUGUACUGUAACCUUUUAAAUCUGCAGAUUACCAGAGAUGGAACACUUUUAACUUACCAAGCUAGAUGCAGACCAACCAAUAAUCCUUGUAACCACCGAUAAAAAAAAGAAAAUGUAAUUCAUUCCAGUUGGAGGAAAAGGAGACAUCCCCCUUAUCCCUCCUCCUUAUGUCAACUGAAAUUGUAUGAUUUUGUUUAGCUUUACUCGUUGCUGACAUUUAGGGUGAAUAAGAACUUGAAACAUGCUUUAUAUUUUUUUCUCAUAUCCUAUUGUGAUUCUCGAGAUUGUCAUUUUUUACCUUUAAAUCUUGUACAUUGUAACUAUAUGUUAUAUAUAUAUAUAUACUAUUCUUUUGGUAUGCUAUGUGUAUCUGAUUCGACAUUUAUCCAUAAGGAGUUUAAUAACAAAAUGUAUAGUUCUGCUUCUCAGUAUGAUUACUACCUAUGUUUGUUAUACAAUAAAAUAUAUACAUCUAAAAAGUAACAUAA
This is a messenger RNA of Pelobates cultripes (western spadefoot toad), 32630 nucleotides long. NCBI's taxonomy places the organism in Eukaryota, Metazoa, Chordata, Amphibia, Anura, Pelobatidae. The record is from the annotation of a GenBank genome assembly.